AUGUCCGACUGGGAUGGAUCUGGCGAUGAAUCACGAGAAACGAAAAAUAGACAGGGAGGUAUAGGAUCUGGCUCCAAUGUUGAUCCAACAGGCGGAUCCGACGUGGAAGAAGCAUCCAGCUCGACAAAGGCCUCUAAUGCAAAGAAAAAAGCGUCGUUAAAGCAAAAGCUCGCCGAAAAGGAAGCCGCGCAAAAGAGACGAUUGGAAAGUGGCCAAGAGGAAAAAGAGUACAUGGACCUACGAGAGAAAUUCAUGGACGAAAAGGAGAUGCGACGCGUAAUGCGUGAAAAGGAACUCGAAGCAGACUUGCGCAACGCGAGCGACCUCUUUGGCGAUGCGUCUCUCGAUGACAAAAAGGCCACUUUGACAACGCGCGAUACAUCUAAUACUGCAACAUCAAGUACGAAAACAACACCUGAAAUCCCAGCACAUCUCAAGCCCUUCCUCACACUCCCCGCAAAGAUUCAAACCAAAGCCGAUUUUGAAGCCCUCUCAAAGGCAAUCUACACGCACCUCAUCAAGCCACACACCUCGAGCCCGCAGUAUGGCGCCUUUGUCGAGAUGCACGCGAGGACACUGUGUGGAACGCUCAGGGAGACUGAGACGCGCAAAGUCGCCAACGUCGUGGCGGGAGUGGCGACAGAAAAGGCAGCAGAGGCGCGUAAAGCGGCAAAUGCGACGAAGAAAAAGGCGCAAGCGACUGCCGCGAGUAGCAAAGCAAAGUACGAUUUGAACACGUACGAUGAUGACGACUUUGGGAAUAACCCAGACGACUUUAUGUAG
This is a messenger RNA of Serendipita indica DSM 11827, 783 nucleotides long. Lineage: Eukaryota; Fungi; Basidiomycota; Agaricomycetes; Sebacinales; Serendipitaceae. The record is from the annotation of a GenBank genome assembly.